AUGAGUCGGGCACGAGCCAUAGCAGCAUCCAUGGCGCUGGAGGGGCGGCGGCGCCCCCUGCGCGUGCUGCGGGGUGCAGCUGCGCUGGGUGCGGCUGUGGUUCUCACAGGUUGGCUCAGUGAUGCGCUGGCCAGGACCUUCCUGCUGCCGAGAAGCAGCGCAGGAAGCAGCGCCUUGGCCGGGCAUACACUGCAGAGAAGUUCGCCGCGGCCGCACUUCUUUCUCCGCGCUGAGAGCCCCGAUGCUGCGGAGGGCGUCCGAGUAGGCCUCAUCCAUGUGCCGGAGUUGAAGGACAAGGCCGAGGAGAUGCGCGAGGCCCUGGAGAAGCCGACCUGGUUGAACGUGACGAAUGCCACGUACUUUCAAACAGAGGUGCCCGAAGCGGAACAGGUGCCCCUGGCAGCCAAGCUCCUUGCAAUGUCCAACACGGUGGAUGUGGUCGUGGCAGGGCAUGGUGACGCCGAGGAAGCAGCCCUCCCAGAGUUGCUCCGGGCCUACCAGACCGUGGCUCUGACCACGAAUGUGCCGAUCGUUUCUUUGGGCCCGACCUUCGAUGCGGAGAAGAAAGCUGACACUGCUGUGCAGAUGGCGGAGAUUCGCCAGCAGGCCCUGAUGGGAGCUGGCAAGCGCAGCAGCAUGUUCUUCGGCAUCGGCACCAACAAGACCUCGGGUGAUCCAAACAAGAAGGGCAAGGCAGCGACGGGAAAGCUGUCCAUCAAUCUUUGCACUCUGACUAGUAGUAUUUUCUCUGGCAAGUGCCUUAUUCUUGCUGUCCGAGUCCUCCCGUGCCUUCUUUGA
This is a messenger RNA of Symbiodinium necroappetens, 798 nucleotides long. The record is from the annotation of a GenBank genome assembly. Lineage: Eukaryota; Dinophyceae; Suessiales; Symbiodiniaceae.